Molecule: messenger RNA, 1302 nt
Organism: Coffea eugenioides
Lineage: Eukaryota; Viridiplantae; Streptophyta; Magnoliopsida; Gentianales; Rubiaceae
Exons: 2
Coding region: 166-972 (268 amino acids)
Biological process (GO): defense response to fungus
Cellular component (GO): nucleus
Source: RefSeq, a predicted model, not a curated record
UGUUGCACAUAAGACAAACCCUAUUACAUUUCACAAAUCCAAAUAAUUUUUCCUUAAUUUUCUCUUUGGAGAGAGAAAUUAAAAUUCUCAAACAACGAAUCUGCAGCUCCAUCGAUCAGAAUAUUGCUUCAAUUUCAAGGUAAGGGUUGUGCAACUUGUGGGCAUAUGAGAUCUUACAGGCCAUCUACUUUGAAUGCUCAUUAUAAGAUGCGUUUUGAGGCUAUGCGAACGAAAGAAAAGAGUAAACCUGAGAGAAGAGUACAUGGCGUAGCCAUCCACGAUGAUGCUGGACGGAAGGACUUCUGUGAUAUCUCUUUGAGGAUGCUGAAGAGAGCAUCCCCCUAUAGCUCAACUGUUUUGGAUGCAUAUACUGGAACACAGAAUGUUAAUGCUGUAGGUAGGGAAGGUAAGAGACAAAGAGUGGAUCAAGCCACUUUCAGGAGAAAGGUAGAUGCUUUUGCUUACCCGGGAGUUAGUCCCAUUGAGAAAUGCACACACAAUACCUUUUACAAAGGAGUAAGUGGAUAUUAUGACUUGAACAGAGCUAAAGUCAAUACUGCUGUUACUGGCUCUAAUAUUGCUGCGAGUUCAGAAGAUAAUGAUUUUGAUUGUGAUGCUUCUUCUGUCGGGAGUUGUAGUGCUAGCAGUAUGAGGGCAGAUAAGUUUUCUAAUUUUGCUGUAGCAGUUCCUUUCCUAGGUACAGAUAUGCUUUCCACUGAUGCUGAAUCUUAUUGCCGUUCCUUUGAUGAAGUGGAGAAUCUCUCUCAUUGUUCCGAAGAAAGUGUAGAAGUAAGUAUUCAUAAGUUAGAGUUGCAUGCUUAUCGCUGCACUCUGGAGGCAUUAUAUGCUUCUGGCCCAUUAAGUUGGGAUAAAGAACUAUUAUUGACUAAUCUCCGCAUUAUGCUCCAUAUUUCCAAUGAUGAACAUUUGACAGAGCUGAAGAACCUUAUUCCGUCUGGUAGUACUCAAUAGCCUCUCCAGAUAUUAUUCUUUCUAUCGACAGAGGAUCUUAUAUUGUCCCUUUUCUUUACUCAACUGUAUGUCAAGCAAGAUAACUUAAUGUACUUGGUUUAUCCUUCUUGGAUAAUCAAAUUUGGUCCAUCUAUAGAGUUCCUGACAAUGUAAUUAGGUGUCAACAAUUUUCAAAGAAGUGAAUGUAUUUAGAUUGGUUCUUGUUUACUCCUUUUUUGUUUUUAGCAGGUUAUGCUUGAUAUACUUAUUGUAAUUGAGAUGCAUAUCAGGUGAUGGAACAAUUUUUUUAAGCUUUAAGCUUAAAGCAGUAGAAGACCUGGUGCAGGUUAU